Messenger RNA from Ichthyophthirius multifiliis, 1326 nucleotides. RefSeq names its product metallo-beta-lactamase protein, putative. Gene Ontology annotation, molecular function: sulfur dioxygenase activity. NCBI's taxonomy places the organism in Eukaryota, Ciliophora, Oligohymenophorea, Hymenostomatida. The transcript is spliced from 2 exons. Gene Ontology annotation, biological process: hydrogen sulfide metabolic process; glutathione metabolic process. The record is from RefSeq and is a predicted model, not a curated record.
AUGAAUGUUUAAUAUAAUGAUUAAUAAUCAGCUGGGGAGGCAAUAAUAAUAGAUCCUUUAAGAGAGCCUGAACCAUAUUUAGAGAUAGCUUAAAAACGUAAUACAAAAAUAAAAUACAUUUUCGAAUCUCAUUUUCAUGCUGAUUUUGUUUCUGGGCAUCUUUCUUUAUAAUAAAAAACAGGAGCUUAAAUAGUAUAUGGUCCAAAUGCAGAGGCUAAAUAUUCUUUUAAAGAAGCUAAAGAUAAUGAGAUAAUUUCAUUCGGAAAAUGUAAAAUAAAAAUACUCCAUACCCCUGGGCAUACAUUAGAAAGCUCUUGCUUUUUGCUUUUAGAUUCCUAAGAUAAACCUCAUUCUGUAUAUACAGGAGAUACUUUAUUUCUUGGAGAAGUUGGAAGACCUGAUUUAGCAGUAUAAUCUGGUAAAAUAACUGAAUAUGACCUCGCAGGUUUGCUUUAUGACAGUUUGCAUUAAAAAAUAUUAACAUUACCUGAUAAUGUGAUUAUUUUUCCAUCACACGGAGCUGGUUCAUCCUGUGGAAAAAAUAUAUUAAAAGGACAUUCUUGCUCAGUAGGGAUGUAAAAGAAAAAUAACUACGCUCUAUAAGAAAUGAAAAAGGAAGACUUCAUAAAAGUCGUUACAAGUGAAUUGCAUCCUCCUCCUCAAUAUUUUUAUUAUAAUGCUGCUUUGAACAAAUAAGGAUAUUAAGAUUAAAACAAAAAGAAUGAAUUAAAAGUUAUUAAAAACGCAAAAGAAAUUGAGAAAAUCAUUAAAGAAAAUUAAGCUCUAAUUCUUGAUUGCAGAGAUGAUAUUUCAUUAGGAUUUUUAGAAAAUUCAAUUAAUAUUGGACUAUCUACACCUUUUGCUGUUUGGGUUGGAACUCUUAUUUAACACGAUAUUUCUUUAAUACUUCUUACAGAUAAAGGUAAAGAAUAGGAAGCAGCUUAAAGAUUAUAUAGAAUCGGAUAUGAAAAAAUCAUUGGAUUUAUUGAAAGUGGAAUAAAUUGUGGAUUACCUAUUAUACCUUUGAAGCAUUUAGAUACUAAGCAAUUCGUUUAAAAGGCAAAUAAUUAAUCUAAUUUUAUACUUGAUGUCAGAAAUAAAUCCGAGACAGAUGCUGGAAUGUCUAAAAAUGCGAAAAAUAUUCCACUUCCUUUACUCGGAAAGUAGUUAAUGGAAUUACCUAAAGAUUAAGAAAUAUUUGUUUACUGUUAAAGUGGAGCUAGAUCUAAAAUGGCUGCUACUAUCUUAAGCUUAAAAGGAUACCAUAAUGUUACUAUUUGCAACUAAGGAUUCCCUGACUUAAAGAAAGAUGGACUUAAUAUUUGA